AUGAAGAGAGAAAUAAACAUUGAUUCAAACCCAACUGGUAUUGCUGCUGAGAAUGUUGAGAGUGACAAUACUAGCUCUGGGGCUGAGGAACUUAAGGGCGACCAAAUUGGUACUGAGACUUCCAUUAUCAAAUAUGAUGUCCCCGUGAGUACUGACUCUCGUUGUGUUCACCUUGUAUCCAACAAAGGUUCGAACAAAGGGUCUAACAGUGAUGUCAACCCUUUUGGAGAAGUUCAACAACAUGUUCCAACUCCUAAUUCACCUCACCCAUCAAAAUCAUCUGAAUCCGAUACUGAAAGUGACAAAGAUAGGCCUACCAAUAUGGAUAUUCAAGAUAUAUAG
Messenger RNA from Vicia faba (fava bean), 342 nucleotides. The record is from the annotation of a GenBank genome assembly. Lineage: Eukaryota; Viridiplantae; Streptophyta; Magnoliopsida; Fabales; Fabaceae.